AAUAGUAGUUAUUUUUACGUCAAGUUCUACAGUUAGUUUGAAAUUUAUCUACUCACUUUGAAAGUCUAUAAUUGUCAAAGUGCUAUACUGAAAUUUACUUCUCAUAUAUGUAUGGUAUAACGAUAUAUAAUUGAAAGAACAAAGUACUGAUUAUAUUGCAGGAGUAAUGCUUCAAGGAAAAUUGAAAAAAUACCUCUACAUUUGCUUGUAUAUUCAUGCAUGUCACGAAGCUUCAAAAUGUGAACAAAUUGCAGAAGAAACACGAUGUGAUCCACUUUCAACUCCGAAGAAUGGAAAAAUGUAUUGUAGAAAUGGCAACGAAGUUGGUUCUGAAUGUUUAUUUGCAUGUGAGCCUUAUCAUUCGUUGAUAGGAUCAAGUAGAAUCAAAUGUUUACAAACGUCAUCUGGAUUAAAAUGGUCGAAUUCAACUGUGGUUUUAUGCAAACCUAAUCGUUGCAAACCGGAUAUUGACAUGCAAGUUCCGGGCAAAUUCGUGACUUGUUCAAGAACAAAUAAAGUCACUUCUGUAUGUCAUUUUAAAUGUUUGAAACCAGGGUACACAGUAUCUCCCACGAAAACAAUCAAAUGCUUACCAAACCAACAAUGGAGCGGGAAAGUACCAUGUUGUGGUCGUUCUUGCAGUCUGUUCACAAAUUUGGAUGUUUAUAUAAUUUUCGAAUCUUCUGAAUACAUCGGAGUGAAUAUUUGGAUUGAAAUGAAGGAAUUAAUCAAGAAUGCGAUGGGGCGGUAUGAAAUAUCUUCGGACUCAUUAAAGAUUUCUGCGAUACGAUUCAAUAAGGAUGUGGACACCGACAACAUUAUUCGAAUGGAUGAUUAUCUGAAUAAAAAAUCUGAAUUCUGGUAUAAAUUUGAUAGACUGCCUCACGAUGGAAGAGGAUCAAAUACGGGUAAAGCAAUUCGGUAUCUUGUCAAUAACAUGAUGAACGAAGAAUCUGGUAAUCGCAUUGAUGUGGUGGACAUUGUUAUUUUGUUAUCAUCAGGAAAAAUUGAUGACGAUGUUUCUGAAGCAUCGAGGGAAUUACGAGAAAGUGGAGCUUUUGUAAUUGUCAUUGCUAGCUCUUCAUCAGAGCCAUGGUUUAAUGAGGAAAAGUUGAUUCAAAUUGCAGGAAAUAAACAAAAUUGGCUUAUACCAAAAGGUGAUGAUUUUGGUGAUAUGCAUCACUUGGUGAUGACUGGAAUUUGCGGACGAGGAUGCUAGACUCAGAUUGAAUAUUAUUUGGCGCAUAAAUACAAGAAAUUCUAUAUAAGUUUUUGCGUCUUUUCCCCUGAGGUCAUUCUGCAUGGGUCACUUGUAAGAUUCCAUUUUUCAUCAAAUGUUAGGUCCUAAACAUUCACUUAUAGCCUUUUACAAACAUAUGCUAGAGUUGUAUUUGUCUAUAUAUCUUAAAAAACCUCUUCUCUAAUAAUAUAUUUUUAUUCAACGUAAUGCGUAGAAGGUUAAGUAAAAAGCGUUAAUGUGUCAAAAUGUACAUUGCAUAAGUAAUAUUAAUUCAACUGUGACUAAAAUAAACAAAAAAUACGCAUUCUGCUUGCCAGUUUAUGUACGUUUUGUCUCUGAACUAUUAGCCAUAGAAAUAUAAGGUCACAGAAUAUCAGCUGAAUAUAGACGAGAGCAUGCAAAUAUUGAAUUGUAAGACGUUAUUGAAUCAAUAUUAACUUUUUCAUUAUCGAGUAUUCCGUAGGUAUCGCAAAAUUUUGUUAAGAAAUAAUUAUUAAACAAUCGAUUAAAAUGAAGUCUGAAGCAAUGUUUCGAAA
Styela clava is the source of this 1776-nucleotide messenger RNA. RefSeq names its product collagen alpha-1(XII) chain-like. The record is from RefSeq and is a predicted model, not a curated record. NCBI's taxonomy places the organism in Eukaryota, Metazoa, Chordata, Ascidiacea, Stolidobranchia, Styelidae.